Messenger RNA from Puccinia graminis f. sp. tritici CRL 75-36-700-3, 573 nucleotides. RefSeq lists its product as uncharacterized. NCBI's taxonomy places the organism in Eukaryota, Fungi, Basidiomycota, Pucciniomycetes, Pucciniales, Pucciniaceae. Gene Ontology annotation, molecular function: ATP binding; ATP-dependent chromatin remodeler activity. The transcript is spliced from 2 exons. Bases 1 to 573 code for a protein of 190 amino acids. The record is from RefSeq and is a predicted model, not a curated record.
AUGAUUGGAAAAACUGGGAACAGCUCCACAAGCCUGCCGACGAUUGAAUCACUCAACAUUUGCUGGUUCAGAAUAGUGUUAGACGAAGCUCAUAUGAUCAGGAACCGGAGUGCAACAAGGACACAGCUUAUUCAACGCCUUGAUGCCAAAUUUUUCUUAUGUUUGACUGGGACGCCGCUGCAGAACCGCUUGACAGACCUCCAAAGCCUUUUUCAACUAUUGAAGAUGAAACCAUGGAGUGAAGAAUGGAUAUGGAGUAAUUUCCUAAUACCUAACAUAAAUUUUGGCUCAAGCCAAGCCAUCAAAUCCUUAAACCGACUCAUGGACAGGAUAUGCUUGAGGAGAACAAAGGAUGUCUUGUUGAAUCUUCCACCAAAGACCGAGCGUGCAGUUGUGGUUCAUCUCAGCUCCGAUUGGCAAAAAAUAUCGCACGAACUCCAUCAGACUUUUGUGCAGAGCUUUGGACGUUUACGAACCUCGGCAGAUGUUUGGAAUUCUGGUGAAUUCUUCCGGCAACUCACAAGGAUCCGACAAUUUUGUAAUCACCCACUUUUUGCUAGAGAAGAGAUCUAA